Messenger RNA from Pipistrellus nathusii (Nathusius's pipistrelle), 1026 nucleotides. Lineage: Eukaryota; Metazoa; Chordata; Mammalia; Chiroptera; Vespertilionidae. The record is from the annotation of a GenBank genome assembly.
AUGGCGGAUGAAGAGCAUAUUCGGCACUGCAUGCUUUACAAGUUCCAAUUAGGAAGAAAAGCAAGUGAGGCUGCAAAAAACAUCUGUAGUGCUCUUGGUCAAGAUGCAGUUAGCGCCAGAAAAUGCCAACGUUGGUUUGAGAAAUUUCGCGAGGGAAAUUUUUCGUUAGAUGACAAGAGUGGUCGAGGCCGUGUGUCCAAUUUUGAUCAAGAAGCUCUUCAAGCUCUUUUGGUGCAAAAUCCUCAAAUUACCCAACAAGAGCUUGCAACAACUUUAAAUUGUUCACAAAAAACAAUUUCCAAUCAAUUGCGUGCACUUGGCAAAGUCCAAAAGUUCAGAAAAUGGGUUCCUCAUGAGUUGACCGACAACAAUCGUAAUCAAAGAGUCACAAUUUGCAGUUCGCUCCUCUCUCGUCAAAACCAUUUGCCGUUUUUAGAGCAAAUUGUUACCGGAGAUGAAAAAUGGGUGCUGUAUGUUAAUUUGAAAAGGCGGCCUCAAUGGUUGGACAAAAAUGAGGCUCCGCAGCCCACGCCAAAACCUGACUUGCAUGCGAAAAAAGUGAUGUUGUGUGUUUGGUGGAAUUUUAAAGGAAUUCUUCAUUAUGAACUUUUACCAUCUAACCAAACCAUUACAAGUGCAGUGUAUAGUGCCCAAUUGGAAAGGUUAGCCCAAGCUUUAAGAGAAAAAGAACCUGCGCUGAUUAAUCGGAAGGGCGUAAUUCUUCACCACGAUAACGCACGACCGCAUACUGCAAGAAUCACUGCUGAAAAACUGCGCCAGUUGGAAUGGGAAGUUCUCCCUCAACCUGCAUAUUCUCCUGAUAUUGCCCCUUCCGAUUACCAUUUGUUUCAUUCUUUGCAAAACUUUCUUCUUGGAAAAAAAUUUAAUAAUGAAGAAUGCCUCAAAAAUGCAUUGACCGAAUUUUUUGCAUCAAAAUCACAAGAAUUUUACAACAGAGGGAUUAAAAUGCUUCCUGAGCGUUGGGCACAAGUAGUAGAAAACAACAGCAACUAUAUUGUUGAUUAA